Octodon degus (degu) is the source of this 5326-nucleotide messenger RNA. It is a transcript of the gene Ciita, whose product is annotated as class II major histocompatibility complex transactivator. Gene Ontology annotation, molecular function: ATP binding; protein binding. The record is from RefSeq and is a predicted model, not a curated record. NCBI's taxonomy places the organism in Eukaryota, Metazoa, Chordata, Mammalia, Rodentia, Octodontidae. Gene Ontology annotation, biological process: positive regulation of MHC class I biosynthetic process; positive regulation of MHC class II biosynthetic process; positive regulation of transcription by RNA polymerase II. The transcript is spliced from 20 exons. Bases 405 to 4043 code for a protein of 1212 amino acids.
AUUAGCUUGCCAAACUCCAUGCCACAAAGUUUUCUGGCUGUGAUCAAACAUCUGAGAAGUCUUGUCACCCUAUAGGUCUUCUGCACAGGUGAGGCCCUCUCCUCUUGGUACAGACUAGAUGGGCUCAAACAGAAUCCAGAAGGCUGCAGGCCUCUCAGCCACAGGCACGCAGGUGGUACCCAGCAGAUACCUGUGGGGUACAGAUCAGCCCAUUUCUGUCCAUUCAUCAGGCACCCCAGCCUACAACACAAAUGAGGAAAUCUUCCUAGUAAGGAAUAAGCAGCAACAAACUGCAGAGGUUCCCUUGUCCUGGUUUUCACUUCAUCUUUUGGAAGAUGCAGUCCUCUUGGUAAGCGGAGAUCCCAGGCUCGAGCCAACGGGCUGCUUUGCCUCCAGGUGCUGUGAUGAACCACUUCCAGACCAUCCUGGCCCAGGUUCGGGCACUGCUCUCCAGCCACCAGCCGAAGCAGGUGCAAGCCUUUCUGGAUAGCCUGCUGGAGGAGGAGCUCCUGUCCAGGGAGUACCACUGUGCCCUGCUCCGUGAGCCAGAUGGUGAGACUCUGGCCAGGAAGAUUUCCCUGACCCUGCUGGCGAAGGCAGACCUGGACUUGGCUCUCUUGAGCUGGGCUUGGAGCCAGUUGCAGGACCCAACGGUGGAGAGGGGCCCUGGCUGCAAGGAUCAUGGUGGCAGUGGACAGUGUGCCACCAUGGAGCUGGCACCUCUGGAAGGUGGGUACUUGGAGCUUCUUAACAGCGAUGUUGAUCCCUUGCACCACUACCACUUGUAUGACCAAAUGGACUUGGCAGGAGAGGAAGAGAUCGAGCUCUGUUCAGAACCUGACACGGACACCAUCAACUGUGACCAGUUCAGCAGGUUGCUGUGUGACAUAGAAGGGGAUGAAGAGACCAGAGAAGCAUACGCCAACAUUGCGGAACUGGACCAGUAUGUGUUCCAGGAUGCCCAGCUGGAGGACCCAAGCAAGGACAUUUUCAUAGAGCACAUAGGACUGGAAGAGGUGUCCAGUGAGAGUGUGGAGGUGCUGGAGGAAGCAGGGCAGAGAAGUCAGAAGAGAUCUUUCCCAGAGGAGCAUCAUACAGACGUGAAGCACAGAAAGCUAGAUGAACCCUUCACUGGGCCCAUGGUGACUGGCAGCUUCCUGGUGGGGCCAGCCAGCUACUCCUCCCUGCUGUCCUGCCAGCCACCACAUGCUCUAUUCAAUCAGAUGCCAGAACCUGGCCAGAUUCAGCUGAGGGAAGCCAUGCAGGCGUCUGCGGAACCCCCCUCCUCGUCCUUGGUGAGCUGCGUUACUCUCCCUGCUGGGCCCAUUCAGUUCCUCUCCACGCUCCCCACUCUGUCCCAGGGGCUCUGGCAGGUGUCAGGGCUGGGCACAGGGGUCUCCAGUAUAUUUAUCUACCGUGGUGAAGUGCCCCAGGCCAGCCACACUCUCUCUUCCAGUGGCCCUGCUGUCAACAGCCUCCCAAAGUCCCCAGCCCGGCCCGGCUCCACCAGCCCCUUUGCUCCCUCUGCAGCUGACUUGCCCAGCAUGCCGGAGCCAGCCCUGACUUCCCGCACAGAUGUGACAGAGAAUGAAACAUCCCCUUCCCCAUGCCAGGCAGCUGCAGAGGACACCAUCCAGCUUCCUAAAUGGCCUGAGACCGUGAAGCAAUUCUGCCACUCACUGCAAGACUGGCACCAAGCCGAGCCCACAGGCCCGGAGGGCAUCAUGGUGGAGGUGGGUUUACUGAGAGCCCGGCUGGAGAAGGGCAGCCACAAGAGCCAGGAGAGGGAGCUGGCCAUCGUGGACUGGUCUGAGCGAAAGCUGGCCACUGGGGGUCUUGCUGAAGUGCUGCUGGCUGCCAGCGACCGCCGGCGACCGCGAGAGACCCAAGUGAUUGCCCUGCUUGGCAAGGCCGGGCAGGGGAAGAGCCACUGGGCACGGGCAGUGGGCCGGGCCUGGGCAUGUGGCCAGCUCCCACAGUAUGACUUUGUCUUCUACGUGCCCUGCUACUGCUUGGACCACCCAGGGGACGCCUACCGUCUACAGGAUCUGCUCUGCUUCCCAGGCCCUCAACCACUGGCCAUGGAUGACGAAGUCUUCAGCCACAUAUCCCAGAGGCCUGACCGCAUCCUGCUCAUCCUGGAUGCCUUUGAGGAACUGGAAGCUCAGGACAGCAUCCUGCAUAGUGCUGGCAGGCCUGUGUGCAAAGAGCCCUGCUCCCUCCGGGGACUGCUGGCCGGGCUCCUUCAGCGCCGGCUGAUGCGAGGCUGCACCCUGCUCCUCACAGCCCAGCCCCGUGGCCGCCUGGCCCAGGUCCUGGGCAAAGCUGAUGCCCUGUUCGAGGUAGCUGGCUUCUCCACUGAACAGGUCCAGACAUACAUAAGGCACUACUUCAAGGGCUCAGAUCACCAAGAGCGAGCCCUCAUGCUCCUUCAGGACCAGCCGUUUCUCCUCAGUCAUGGCCACAGCCCCACCCUGUGCCGGGCAGUGUGCCAGCUCUUGGAGACCUUGCUGCAGCGAGGGGAGGAAGCUGAGCUGCCCUCCACACUCACAGGACUCUAUGUUGGCCUGCUAGGCCAGGUAGCGCAGGAUAGCCCUCCAGGGGCCCUGGUAGGACUGGCCAAGCUAGCCUGGGAGCUGGGCCGCAGACACCAAAGUACCCUGCGGGAGAGCCAGUUCCCAUCAGAGCAGGUGAGGACCUGGGCUGUGACCAAAGGCUUGGUGCAGCCUAUACCACAACAGGUUCCCGGGGCUGCCGAGGCUGAGCUGGCCUUCCCCAGCUUCCUCCUGCAGUGUUUUCUGGGGGCCCUGUGGCUGGCCCUGAGCAAUGAAAUCAAGGACAAGGAGCUGCCACAGUUUUUAGCACUGACCCCAAGGAAAAAGAGGCCCUAUGACAACUGGAUGGAGGGUGUACCACGCUUUCUGACUGGACUGAUUUUCCAGCCCCGCGCCCUCUGCCUGGGAGCACUGGUUGGUUCUGCAGCAGCCACCUCAGCAGACAGGAAGCAGAAGGUACUCACCAAAUACCUGAAGCGCCUGCAGCCCAGGACCCUGCAGGCUGGGCGGCUGCUGGAGCUGCUGCACUGCACCCACGAGGCCCACGAGGCAGGGCUCUGGAUGCAUGUGGUGCGGGAGCUGCCCACACGGCUCUCCUUCCUGGGCACUCGGCUCACGCCUCCUGAUGCCCAUGUGCUGGGCCAGGCCUUGCAGGCAGCUGGCCAAGACUUCACCCUGGACCUCCGCAGCACAGGCAUUGACCCCUCGGGCCUCGGGAAACUUGUGGGACUCAGCUGCGUCACCCAUUUCAGGGCAGCCUUGAGUGACACAGUGGGGCUCUGGGAGUCACUGCAGCAGCGCGGGGAGACUCAGCUACUCCAGGCAGCAGAGGAGAAGUUCACCAUUGAGCCAUUUAAGGCCAUGUCCCUGAAAGAUGUGGAAGACCUGGGCCACCUUGUGCAGACCCAGAGGCUGAGGAGUUCCUCUAAAGACACAGUCCAGGAGCUCCCUGCUGUCCGAGACCUAAAGAAGCUGGAGUUUGCGUUGGGACCCACGCUUGGCCCCCAAGCUUUCCCCAAACUGGCAAGGAUCCUGCCAGCCUUCUCUUCUCUUCAGCAUCUGGACCUGGACUCGCUGAGUGAGAACAAGAUUGGGGACACGGGCGUCUCACAACUCUCGGCCACCUUCCCUCAGCUGAAGGCACUGGAGACACUCAACCUGUCCCAGAAUAGCAUCACGGACACGGGAGCCUGCAAGCUUGCUGAGGCCCUACCUUUGCUCUCUGCAUCCCUUCUCAGGCUCAGCCUGUACAACAACAGCAUUUGCGACGUGGGUGCUGAGAGCCUGGCACGUACACUUCCUCAGAUGGGGUCCCUGCGGGUGAUGGAUGUCCAGUACAACAAGUUCACAGCUGUGGGUGCCCAGCAGUUGGCUGCCAGCCUACGGAAGUGCCCUCAUGUGGAGACCCUGGCGAUGUGGACACCCACCAUCCCGUUUGGUGUCCAGGAACACCUACAUCAGCUGGACUCCCGGAUCAGCCUACGAUGACCUGCUGUGCCCAGGAUCAGAUGACUGGCACGCACUGUGAGGACACUGACCACGCUGGACCUUGGACUGGGUACCUGUGGGCAGAGCUCAUCUCUGGGCUGCACCCCCUGAGCCUCAGUGCCUGGCGCCCAGCCCCUGUGGGCUCAGGGCUGGCACUACCCAGCUGUGCAUGGACCCACAUCUUGCUGAGCAGGAAGACCUGGCCCAGCUGCAAGGCUCCUUCAGGCAGGGUAGACAAUAGCCUUUUCCAGCUGGUGAGUGCCAAGCCAGGUGUGGCCCACUCCAGAUGCCUGAGGCUGCAAACAUUCUUUGACAGCCAUGGCCAGGCCAGCACGAGGGACUUGGACUGCCACAUGUCUGCCUGCUUGGGCCCUGAUCAGCCUGGAAAGAAGGCCCUUCUCUAUGCCAGUCUCAACCAGACUGCUUGGCAGGGCCAGCUUGGUGCUUGAGGAUGCCCAUGGACAGCUCCCAAUCUGCUGACCACCAAAACCGACAGGGAUUCUGUGGCAGCUGCUAUCUGCCUGUGGCACUUACUGUUUGCACUAACUUUUGGCCAUGGUCAGAGCUGGACCUGGCCUGAAUUCUGGAUCAUAUCCAGGAUCAGUGAAUGGUUACACUAAGGGCUGAGGGGUGAGGAGAGAGCUUGGAACCCUGCCCCAUGCCCACCCUGAGCCUUUGCCUCCCCCAUCUUUUUUCACUACGUUUUAAAUGUCACAGUGUCAUGGGAAGGGCUGGAGCUUGGGUUUAUACCAUGAUUCUUGCUUUGAGGACCUACUGUUCUGGUUAUCCAAUGCAUCGUAAGCCAUGCCAAGGUACAGAAGCUUGAAAAAGGUGGGUCAUACUCCUGUCAUUUGGCUCAGCAGGGACAGCUCUCCUGUCCCCUUGGCAUUACCUGGGACAGCUUGAAGGCCUGGUUGAGCCAGGUGAUGGGAAGUCUUCUCCACCUGCGUGUCUGGCACCUGACGCUGCUGCUGGCUGGGGCCCUCGGGGCUCUAAGGAACAGCUGACUGGGCUUCCUCACAGCACGGUGCAGGAUGAUCAGUAGGAGGGAUAGACAAUCAGGUAGAGCAGAGAAGAGAGGAAGGGGAAAGAAGAGGAAAGAGGCCAAAAGGGACAGUUGAUGAGCUCUUUAUAGACUAGCUUUGUUCCUGCCAUGUUCCAUUGGCCAAUAUGAGAGGGCCACUUUCUCCUACUCCCUCCACUGUGUACACAUGCAUGCAGAGAGAGAGAGAGAGAGAGAGAGAGAGAGAGAGAGAGAGAGAGAGAGACAGACAGACAGACAG